GUCAACACUCGGGUUUUGAAACGGAUAGAACAACACCGAGAGAAGCGCAAGAUCAUUAUCAACAUCACUUCAGGAUCCCGUGUGAUCACAUGUUCAAGGCUCGCUUGGUGCAGCGACUUCAAACCACCCGCGGUCCGCUACGGCUGCCCAACGACGUGGACUUGACCAGCCCUGGCUGCAGUCGCUGCCGCCGCAGUGGAGGCAGCACCGAAGACAGCAGCAAAACCUCAGGAUCGCUGCGCUACCAAUACGUGGUGGCCCACCCAUCGUGGAAACGGCUACGGGCUGUGGUCGGUGGCAGAAGGGUGCCGUUCUUCGACUCGCAGCUCCAGCACAUUCGUCAUCGCCGCAACCGCCUCUUCCUCGACAACGGCUUGAGCCCAAUUGUCGAAGAAAUGAUGUACGAGUGCGAAGCCUGUCAUUCGAAUGCGUUCAGCAGCCUCGAGCAUACCAAGCAUAUCACCCUGACUCGGUCAAAGGGCAAUGUCCAGCUCCACCUUCGUUGGGCGACAAAACCACAGUGUGCCGCUCUUGUAUGUUAGCCAACUUUUGGAGGUGGCAUGAGUGGUCAAUCAUGUUCAAUCUCGCAUUCGAUCACGACGUAGCUACAGUAACCUGUAGCCAAUGAUACAUUGAAGCACGCUUCGUAUGUGCAAUGGAUGAAGGUUUCUAGAUUGAACCGUGAAACCCUGACAUAUUGCUUUGGCUUUUACGAUGGGGUUCGGGGUUACGUG
Molecule: messenger RNA, 734 nt
Organism: Aphanomyces astaci
Lineage: Eukaryota; Oomycota; Saprolegniomycetes; Saprolegniales; Verrucalvaceae
Exons: 1
Coding region: 90-542 (150 amino acids)
Source: RefSeq, a predicted model, not a curated record